Penicillium expansum is the source of this 1449-nucleotide messenger RNA. Its product is annotated as ACT domain-containing protein. NCBI's taxonomy places the organism in Eukaryota, Fungi, Ascomycota, Eurotiomycetes, Eurotiales, Aspergillaceae. The record is from RefSeq and is a predicted model, not a curated record. Gene Ontology annotation, biological process: regulation of intracellular signal transduction; cellular response to L-arginine. The coding region runs from base 1 to 1449 and encodes 482 amino acids. The transcript is spliced from 3 exons. Gene Ontology annotation, cellular component: cytosol.
AUGACUCUUAUCGAUGCACAAGUGCACUUCCUAGAGGAAUGUGUUGUACUGGUACACAUCCCAUUGGAGCUGUACCCCUACUUCUUAAAGUCUGUUCUAAGACUCAUUUUUGAUGAAAUUCCACCACUGGAAGACGAAAAAGACGAGACAGAUGAUGCUAUAUCGGAUGAAUUCGAAAACGCUUCGGAGUAUGACUCGGCGUACAAACCACCUGCAUUCAUGAAUGUCUCCAUCACUCCAGUUGAAGUCUCUGUCAUGUGUCCUAGACGUUUGGUCGACAAAUAUUUUAUCCCGGUCAUGGACCAACUCGACCGGUUGGAUGACUCACUCCGAUCCCGUCUAAUCGUCAGUGAGAAUGACUAUAUCGCCAUGCAAGUCCUCGGCGAAGGCCUCGAGGCCGGCAAACGAGUCUUGGAAUUGACCAGUCCACUUGCUCUGGCAGGCAUCUCCAUUUUCUUCAUCUCAACCUACUUCUCCGACUACAUCGUAGUCCCCAAACAAAGCAAAGCAAGCGUGAUAUCCGCCCUAGAGAAAAGAGGCUUCCAAUUCAACAACACCUCAGCGGCCUUCAUCACCAAUCCACUCAGUCCAACCAUCGAAAGAAGGCUCAGCGACCUCAUCCCACCAGGAACACCCCCACCCUCAACUCUAGGCGAACUCCAAACCCGCACCUUCAACAACCUCCGCAAACACCAAAUCACCCCAUCCGUAGACCACUCCCUCCGUCUAGUCCAAUGCGCCGCCCACCACGAAUACCACAGCCAGGAAUCUUCAAUGUCCAUCCUCCGCGACGCCCUAACAACAGUCCUCCUAGUCGACGAACCCCGCUUCCUAUCCCUAACCCUCGCAGCCCUGGACCCAGCCGCCUCCCUCCUGCUAGAGAAACGUCUCCUCCCCCGCUUCGCCCGCCAAUCAACUUCCGCGGCAGGGACACGCGUCUACGAGGAUGGCUCGGGUCUUCUCCUCGGCUCAAAAGAAGAUCAUCUCGUUCCCAUCACCCUAGAUCUUCGCGACCUGCCCCUCGAAGCAUCCGGUAUCGUCUGCGGUGUCGCGGGUCGUCUCGCGGCCGCAGCUACCAUCCCGCUCUCGUCGCAUGGCGCUGUCGCUGGUGGUACUAGUAGCGUUGUCGGAUCCGUGUCUGGACUGUUUGAUUCGUUUGGGACUCGUUUUUCCGCCCUCUCUCUUAAUAAAACAUCUACCUCGGCCCCCGCUCAUGGAUUGCAACCCUUGGCCCACUCGACGCAUCAUCUCCAGCCUGAUGUGGAUGUCGCGGAUGCGGUGGAGAUUAGUUUCUUGAGUACGGCGCGUGCUGGCACCAUUAUUGUUGGUGAGGAUGAGCUUAAGAGGGCUAUUGAUGCUCUUGAGGAGGAGAAAAUACAGUCGCCUAAGCUGGAGGGUAUUGGGUUCGAGUCCCGGACACCGCCUGAUAGUCCGCAACAGCGGGGUUGA